Molecule: messenger RNA, 1080 nt
Organism: Lachancea meyersii CBS 8951
Lineage: Eukaryota; Fungi; Ascomycota; Saccharomycetes; Saccharomycetales; Saccharomycetaceae
Source: the annotation of a GenBank genome assembly
AUGAACUCAGACAUCAACAAGUUCAUUCAUUGCCGUCUAACUGAGGAUGUUCAAGUCGUGCUUUUCACAGACCUGAUGGCAAAGUUCUCUAUCACCAGCAAUGAAGCCAAAGCUGCGAUGUAUGACUUUUACAAUGCCACCACCUCCAAAGUGCACUGUGUGAUAGUAUGCGGAUACAAGAGUGGGCUAAUACGAAUAGUGGACGAUCUGGAAAAGUUCGAGGACGACGACUCGAUCCUGGACGCGUUCAUAUAUGCGUUCAAUCCAAUGGACCAGUUUGUGCCCGUGAAUUCUAUGACCAAAAGACCUGUAGCGGUGAGUAACUGCUACGAGCUUGCCGUCGAAACGGCGGUACCGAGCGGUACAAAUAUGGAAACCAAAAUGGGCUCUGAGACCAUCAACACAGGCCCAAACAAGAGACCAACUGUCAGGUCUCAAACUUUGCCCUCCAGGCUUACGGGAUCCAGGCCCCAAUCUCCUGCAGCUACAAAACUACAGCCUAAACCAGCGGUCAAGAAUACAGGAGAGCUGAGGUCCACAGCUCUACUCCAGAAAAUGCGUAAGGAACGCGAAGACAAGGAACGCAGGCGACAGGACGAACUGCGCAAGCGUCGAAAAAUGCAACAAGACAAGGUUAAUAACGACCCCAAGCGUAAACAAGAACUAGAAGAACUGUCGGCAAUGUUCGACAGCGACGAGGAAGAAGGAGAUGCGGAGGGGAAACAGCCUCGAAGCGACCCUCCUAGCACAAAUGACGCCAAUUUUUUUCCGAGCGAGACGGCAAAGCCUACAGAGGCCGAACUGGGCGAACUUUUAGAGACUACAGCAGAAGAAUCUUUGGUCGAGAUCAAACCCCCCUCGCGAAACCAGAGAGCGGCAGAUGAGGAACCCGACAAACAAGGCGAUGAGCCGCAAACCUAUUUAGACGAAGAGGGCUACACCGUGACGCAAAGACCAGCCCAAAGAGCCUCGUCCACGCCUGUCAAGCGAUCAGCUAGGAUUGUGCCUAAUAUUUCCGAGAGCGUCUCGAAGAAACCGAAGCAACAAUCGUUGAUGAAUUUUUUCAACAAACGGAAGUGA